AAAAAGUAUUGAAUUAUGAGCCAAAAUAAUGUUGCCCGAAGUAGAUUAAGCAGUACCGCCGUACACAUAAUGGCCUUAGACGGAACCCUAAACGUGAACUCGCUGUUCAUGUUUGCCGCCUUUCUCGGCAUCGCCUUGAAUCCGGCGGAUCCAAACAGCAGCCUCGUCAGCUCCGCCGCAUGCGCAGCCAGCUCCGCCGUGGCCAAGCAUUUUGUCGAGUUUCACGUCUACUCGUUCACUUCCUUCUUGUUCUCCAGUCUCAUUGCUUCGUGUCUUAAACUCGCAAUCACCACCGAUGCCAAAACGGGACGAGUCCAUCGCAAUAACAAUAGUGGUGGUGGUGAAACGCAAAGUAGUACUGGUGGGAAUGUUAAUUUGCGGUUGCUGCAAGGCGGGAUUUUGGCUUCGGCCGGUGGUUCGAUCUCCGGGUGUGCGUUUUUAACGGCGGCGCUGGUGGACUUGGUGGAGAUAAAGCUGGGCACUUUGGGUUGUUGGGGGUGGUACACGGCGGCGGCUAUUAUUCCGAUGCUGAUUUUAGUGCCGUCUGCCCUUGUUAUAUACAUGGGCCUCCUGUUUUAUGCCUUUAAUAGGUAGUCUACUGAUUUAAUAUAUAAAUAAAUAAAUAAUGAAAUAAUCUUAUCUUGGUUUUGCUACUUUGAAAUUCAAGCCCGGCCCAAUAAGCAAGGCUUGCUUUAGUCUCUCGGCUUCAAAAAAGCCCAAUGUUACUCGUACAUUAUAGUAACGCCUCGUUAAAAGAAUGAUUUCUUCCGGUUCCGAUUCGAUCAAAACGUACUAAAUUAUUACUUCAACGAUUUAUUUUUCCACUAAAUUAAUAGACUUUUGUUAGUCCCGACUGUGCUAAUUUAUAGAGGUUUAACUGAAUCUUCAUUUU
Molecule: messenger RNA, 892 nt
Organism: Erythranthe guttata (spotted monkey flower)
Lineage: Eukaryota; Viridiplantae; Streptophyta; Magnoliopsida; Lamiales; Phrymaceae
Source: RefSeq, a predicted model, not a curated record